Messenger RNA from Mesorhabditis spiculigera, 1818 nucleotides. The record is from the annotation of a GenBank genome assembly. NCBI's taxonomy places the organism in Eukaryota, Metazoa, Nematoda, Chromadorea, Rhabditida, Rhabditidae.
AUGCACAGCAAGGGGCUCGAUCUGAUUGCGGCUACGAUAUUUGAGGGAGGGGAUGAGAAGAAGUGGGAGCGGACAAACUUCGAACCGACCCCGCCACUCUCCACCUACAUCAUUGCCCUCAUCGUCCACGAUUUUGGAUACGAUAGUGCGACGGUCAACGACCGGAACAUCAAGAUCGGUGUCUAUGCCCGCAAAGAGAUGAUGAACCAGACGAAGACGGCCCUCAACGCCGCUCUAAUCGCCGUGCCCGAGCUGGAGCGCGUCACCGGGGUUCCGUACCCCCUGAAGAAGCUAGAUAUCUUUGCCAUCCCCGACUUUGCUGCCGGCGCCAUGGAGAAUUGGGGCAUCAUGACGUUCAGGGAAACGAUGGUGCUCGAUGACCCGGUCCAACAUGGUUCCAGCAGAAGGAUAGAGGUUGAGGAUACGGUGGCGCAUGAGAUUGGUCAUCAGUGGUUCGGCGACCUGGUGACCCCGGAAUGGUGGGGCGAUCUGUGGCUGAACGAGGGUUUCGCCAAGUUCUCCGAACUCAUCGUCGGGCGCAAGUUUGGAAGGCCAACUGACGGCUGGGGACAUCAAGACGCCGUAUUCUUGUCGCACUACCGCAAGGCGAUGGACGAGGACGAUAUCAUGCCGCUGAAACCGAUCGUUGUCGGGAAGGCCCGACGCGGCGAUGCCGAUUACAAUCGCGAGCCCCACUCCUACUACGCCAUCCGCGACAUGUUCGGCAAGCUGACGUACGAAAAGGCGGCCUACGGCAUCUACACGUUGUUCACCACCCUCGGCGAGGAGCGCUUCACCAAGAUGAUCAAGGAGCCCUUCAGUGAGGCCCAGCAGGCGUUGCUGUUCGAGUUUAGCCAAGUGCGCCUACAGAUCACCGCCCAUAUCCCAACCCAAACCACGAUGGACGCCCUUGGCAUGAUCGCCACCAUCUACAACCCAUCGGAGAGGCGCCUGAAAAUUGCCGACGACGUCGCCAAGGUCAGCAGCAAGAGCCGGGCUGCUGAAAUGGGUGCCCUGCUCGAAUCCGCGAAAUGGGAGCAGAACAGUGGGGCGGUGCCCCCGGAAGCGCUCGCCUACAUGGAACAGACGAUGAACGUCUGUGCGGCCGGAGAGCGCACCAGCAAGUGCAGCAAGCAGUCACCGGUGCUGCGUUGGCUGAACUAUGUCUGGGCCGUGAGCAAGUCGGACGAUCCGGAGCAGGCCCUGAUUUGUGCCCAUAUGUGGGAGAAGCUGCAGAUUGAGACCGAACCUGCUGAGCAAGAGGCCCUCGCAGCUGGUGUUGCGGCCUGCGACAACGAGACGCUCGUCGAAGAGCUCUUCUCCCGCCACAUUGCCAAUGACGGCCUCACCCGCCUUCAAUCGACCACGAUGUUCGCGUUUGUGCGGGCUAUCUUGGAGCCUAACCACGCCAUCCAGUAUCUCACCGAAAAUGUCAACAGCUUUUGGGAGACGCUGUCCUACGCACCCGACGAGCGAAAAGAACUGUUUGAAAACCUCCUCGGGGCCGUCAACGACGACGAGCGAUUGGCCGAGGCCCGCUUGCUGCGCGCCAGGCCCGAUCUGCCGGAGGAUUUGCGCGAGUUGCCCUCAUGGGAUACGGCCUUCGAGACGCAUCGGCUGAAUCGGCGGUGGCGCUUGUUGUAUGCGCACGACCUGCUCAGCCACUUUGAGCGCAUCCUCGCCAAGGUGCUGGGGUCGGACGACGACGAUAGGGCGCUGAACAAGCCCGACACCGAGCCGCUGCUCCCAGUAGUAGCUGCUGAUCAGGAGCCGUGGACCGUUGACGUUGACGUUGACCUUGACAAGAAUGACGCCGAG